This is a messenger RNA of Nestor notabilis (Kea), 717 nucleotides long. RefSeq names its product fibroblast growth factor binding protein 1 (gene FGFBP1). The transcript has a single exon. Lineage: Eukaryota; Metazoa; Chordata; Aves; Psittaciformes; Psittacidae. Gene Ontology annotation, biological process: cell-cell signaling. The record is from RefSeq and is a predicted model, not a curated record. Gene Ontology annotation, molecular function: growth factor binding. The coding region runs from base 1 to 717 and encodes 238 amino acids.
AUGAGGACCAAAAGCUUUGGACUUCUUUGUGUGCUGAUACUGGUCUCCCAGAUGCUACUAACCAACUGUGAAAGAGAGAAGGAAAGAAAAAAGAGAAGACAAGGCAUAGAAGACCGUGGAAAAAAACUAACUGAAUCUAACCAAGAAAAUGAAAAAGGGCAGAAAUCAAGAGGAGGGAAAUCAUCUCCUAAAGGCAGGUUUAAAACCAAAGAAAAUGCUGAGUGCACCUGGGCAGUGACUGAUAUGAAUGCUCCUAUAGUGCGUGUGGAAUGCAAGCAUGGUGACAGUGAGUUCUGGUGUGAAUUCUCUGGAGACCCUUCCACCUGUGCACAGUAUGCAGCAAACCAGAAAUCCUAUUGGAAACAAGUCUCCCGAUCCCUAACGAAGCAGAAGCAGAUCUGCCAAGACCCCAAAACUGUCCUAAAAUCUAAAGUAUGUAGGAAAGGCCCACGAAGUGCUCAUCUCAAGCUGACCCGCUCAAGCCUGCUAACAUCAGUGGGUCCUGCAGAUGGGAGCAGAAUGCAUCAUGCAAAAGAAGUUGUUCAGACUCCACCAUCUGUCUCUGUGACUGAAAAAAGGCUAGAACACAGCCCUGAAGACUGCGUAGAAGACAUAGAUUAUAUUGAUCAGAAAAAGGUGGCUGAGGAAUACUGUCCAGAAGGCUUGCUUUCUUUCUGCAACUUUUUUAUCACAAUGAUCCAAGAUAAAAAGUGCUGA